AUGGCUGAGUUUCUCUGCCCGGAGAACUCACUCAGUGGCAGUUUGCCCUCCGAAUUGGGUAGGCUGACCGGCAUUCAAGAGCUAGUAUUGUCCAUGAACUCCUUUACAGGAUCUCUUCCGAACGAGCUUGGGCAGUUGACUAGCAUGACACUUCUUGAAAUCUACCGGAACUCCCUCAAUGGCAGCAUACCAUCUGACCUUGGGCGGUUGACCAGCAUGGAAGAAUUGAAAAUGUCCAGGAACGCUUUCACAGGGUCUCUUCCAAGCGAGCUUGGACAGUUAAUCAACAUGACACUUCUUGAAAUCGACCGGAACUCCCUCAAUGGCAGCAUACCAUCUGAGCUUGGGCGGUUGAUCAGCAUAGAAGAAUUGAAAAUGUCCAGGAACGCUUUCACAGGGACUCUUCCAACCCACAUUGGGCUGUUGACCAACAUGACACUUCUUGAAAUCCACCGGAACUCCCUCAACGGCAGCAUACCAUCUGAGCUUGGGUGGUUGACCAGCAUAGAAGAAUUGAAAAUGUCCAGGAAUGAAUUCACAGGGUCUCUUCCAACCCAGCUUGGGCAAUUGACCAACAUGAGAGAGUUUAGCUGCUACCGGAACUCCCUAUAUGGCAGCAUCCCUUCUGAGUCUGGGCAGUUAUCCAAAAUAACGAGCUUGAACUUGAGGGAAAACUCCCUUUCCGGUUCUCUGCCAACUCAAAUUGGCUUACUGACACAACUGACCGAACUGAGUCUGAGAAGCAAUUCAUUGGAUGGACCCUUGCCCAGCGAAAUUGGAUUGCUGACACAACUGUCUGGUCUGUGGGUUAAUGAUUGUUUUUUUUCUGGUGCUUUUCCUAGCGAAAUUGGGCUGAUGGAGUCUCUGCAGAUACUGAACCUUCGCAACAAUUCCUUCAGUGGUUUGGUCAUCUCUGAAUUGGGGCAGCUUGGAAACCUACAAGAACUGGAUCUUGCAGUGAGUCCACCCUCACUGAGAGGGCCGUUUCCUUUCGAUUCCUUGCCUGGUAGCCUAGGCUAUCUGAACAUCUCUGGCAGUCCUGGUUUGGUAGGAUCCAUUCCAGAAGAGCUCUGUUUCCUUCAAAAAUCCUCUUGCUCUUAUGGGGAUGAUGCUCAGUGCUACAUUGACUUUGAUUGUUCCAGCUUGCUCUGUGGUUGUGAUUGCGACUGUUAA
Seminavis robusta is the source of this 1173-nucleotide messenger RNA. The record is from the annotation of a GenBank genome assembly. NCBI's taxonomy places the organism in Eukaryota, Bacillariophyta, Bacillariophyceae, Naviculales, Naviculaceae.